This is a messenger RNA of Parnassius mnemosyne (clouded apollo), 357 nucleotides long. The record is from the annotation of a GenBank genome assembly. NCBI's taxonomy places the organism in Eukaryota, Metazoa, Arthropoda, Insecta, Lepidoptera, Papilionidae.
AUGGACUUGUUUGACUUUAGAAUGCAAGUAGCCGAUGGACUAACAAGCACACUUAUUCGUGGAAGAAGGACUCCAAGUGAUGAUGCUGAUCAAGCCGAGAAUUUAGAGCCAAACACGCCAAAGUUUAGGAGAUCAAAUCAACUAUCUCAAGCUAAAAGGUAUGAGGGCUAUGACCACCUCCCAAGCUUUGAAGCAAUCGACGAUCACCGCACAUGCCGAAUGAACGGAUGUAGAAGUCGAUCAAAUUUAGAUGUAAAAAAAUGUGACGUGUAUCUGUGUCUCUCGAGGAAACAAAACUGCUUUGCUGCUUAUCAUAAAAAAAUAAUAGCGAUAUAUACUAGUUUUAAAGCCCGAUGA